This is a messenger RNA of Andrographis paniculata, 1348 nucleotides long. Its product is annotated as UDP-glucose 4-epimerase GEPI48-like. Lineage: Eukaryota; Viridiplantae; Streptophyta; Magnoliopsida; Lamiales; Acanthaceae. Gene Ontology annotation, molecular function: UDP-glucose 4-epimerase activity; RNA binding. Gene Ontology annotation, cellular component: cytosol. Gene Ontology annotation, biological process: galactose metabolic process; rRNA processing. The transcript is spliced from 10 exons. Bases 138 to 1187 code for a protein of 349 amino acids. The record is from RefSeq and is a predicted model, not a curated record.
CGAGCCAAGGAUAAAAGAAACCUAACUGCUGUUGCCGACUUGCCGCUGCUUCAAUCAAUUGAUCCUCCAAGUUCUCGUUGAGGAGCUAUUUCUUCUUCUUCAUCAUCGUCUUCCUCGGAUCGAUCGAUCAAUCGAUAAUGGCGUCGACUGUACUGGUGACCGGCGGUGCAGGUUACAUUGGAAGCCACACCGUGCUCCAGCUACUUCUCGGCGGUUACAAGGCGGUUGUCGUCGAUAACCUCGACAACUCUUCCCAGAUCUCCCUCAAACGAGUCCAGGAGCUCGCCGGCGACCAUGGCUCCAAUCUCGUUUUUCACAAGAUUGAUCUCCGGGACAAACCGGCGCUUGAGAAGCUCUUUGCUUCUGAAAAGUUCGAUUCUGUUAUUCAUUUCGCUGGAUUAAAAGCUGUUGGUGAAAGCGUGCAGAAGCCCUUGCUUUACUAUGACAAUAACCUCAUCGGUACAAUUACUUUGCUCGAAGUUAUGGUCGCUCACGGAUGUAAAAAUCUCGUGUUUUCUUCAUCGGCAACUGUUUACGGAUGGCCGAAAGUGGUGCCUUGCACAGAGGAGUCCCCCAUCAGUGCUAUGAAUCCUUAUGGGCGUACAAAGCUUUUCAUUGAAGAAAUUUGCCGAGACAUCUACCAAUCCGACAAGUCAUGGAAAAUCAUAUUGUUGAGGUACUUCAACCCGGUGGGCGCACACUCAAGCGGGUACAUAGGUGAAGAUCCUCGUGGAAUUCCGAACAAUCUCAUGCCAUUCGUGCAGCAAGUAGCUGUUGGUAGGCGACCUGCACUGACAGUCUUCGGAACGGAUUAUGGAACAAAGGACGGAACCGGGGUACGAGAUUAUAUCCAUGUUGUUGAUUUAGCAGAUGGCCAUAUUGCUGCUUUGAAGAAGCUUUCUGACCCUUCUGUAGGGUGCGAAGUCUACAAUCUCGGAACCGGGAAGGGAACAUCCGUGUUGGAAAUGGUAUCGUCAUUCGAGAAAGUUUCCGGAAAGAAAAUCCCGCUGGAGAUGGCUGAUCGACGCCCCGGUGAUGCCGAGAUCGUAUAUGCAUCAACGGAAAAAGCCGAGCGCGAGCUCAACUGGAAGGCGAAAUACGGGAUCGAUGAGAUGUGCCGCGACCAGUGGAACUGGGCCAGCAAGAACCCGUACGGCUACGAGCCGCCGGCGGCGCUGGAGAAGUGAACUUGAGGAAAGGUGGAGUAUGGGUUUGGUUCUUAUCUCCCCUUUUGCUAUAUUUGUGAUUUUUGUGUUUUGUGUUUGUUGUGUUGUGUUUUUGAGUAAAGAAAAGACAUGAGUUGGUUUUUGUUAAGGAAGGCAAUAAAAUGCAAGAACAGUUUACAGUC